Mollisia scopiformis is the source of this 789-nucleotide messenger RNA. RefSeq lists its product as uncharacterized. Bases 104 to 784 code for a protein of 226 amino acids. The transcript has 2 exons. The record is from RefSeq and is a predicted model, not a curated record. Lineage: Eukaryota; Fungi; Ascomycota; Leotiomycetes; Helotiales; Mollisiaceae.
CACUUACUUCACAGCACAUAUAAAAAUAAACACCACUUCACCUCCUCCUCCAUUUUCUCUCACCAACCCCCACCUCCUCCCAAUCAUCUCCCACAAAUCCAAAAUGCCACUCACAGAAAUCGGCCUAAUGGGCGUAAAACCCAACCACCCAAUAAUGGACGACUCGCACCCCUCCGGCAAGAUCUUCACCAACGUCUACACAUCCAUCUACGCCGCGCCCAACUCUCCCCGCGAGAUCUACUGGGGUCUCGAGCUCGAGGACCCGUUGCACGUUUGGGCGUUUUUCGAGUGGGAGAGUUUGGAUGCUCAUAAGGAUUUUGCUAAGUCAUUCGGAGCCGAAGCAGUGCAAGAUUUCCCGAAAGUCCUAACGCACGGCGAGUUCUCGAAGCACGUCGAGAUACGACCCACGCUCUCUCCGCUGCGGGCACCGGUCACGCAAAUCGUGACGGCGUUCUUGCCGGCUGAGAUGGCGGGGGAGGCGAGGGAGAGGGUUGAGGGGCUGGUGGAGCGGGUUGUGCGGGGGUUGAGGGGAGGUGGUGGUGGUGUGCAGGGUGUCAGUUUUGGGUGGGGGGUUGAGGAUGAUUUUCCCGUGAGGGGGGAGGUGGGGGGUAUGGGGAAGGUGUUGGUGCUGCUUGUUGGGUGGGAGAGUGUUGAGAGGUGUCAGUGGUUUAGGGAGACGGGGGCGUUUAAGGAGAAUCUGGGGUUGUUGAGGGGGUUGGAAGGAUUGGUUAAGUUGGAUGUUGUGCAUGUUAAGUGUCGGGGUCUUUGGGGGAAGAAGGAGUAGAGAGC